Molecule: messenger RNA, 685 nt
Organism: Capsaspora owczarzaki ATCC 30864
Lineage: Eukaryota; Filasterea; Ministeriida; Capsasporidae
Exons: 5
Coding region: 31-456 (141 amino acids)
Biological process (GO): negative regulation of Arp2/3 complex-mediated actin nucleation; actin filament debranching
Cellular component (GO): actin cortical patch
Molecular function (GO): actin binding; Arp2/3 complex binding
Source: RefSeq, a predicted model, not a curated record
CAUUUUCACUUUGAAGCCAAAUCGAAAUCAAUGACGGACAUCAACGUGUGCGACAUCGACCCGUCUGCGAUCGACAAGAUCAAAAAGUUCCGUUUCCGCAAGGCCAAGAACACUGGCGCCCUCAUCCUCAAGAUCGUUCCUGAGGAGCUCAAGUGCGUCAUCGAGCAGGAGCUGGACGACACGUCCCUCGCUGAACUGGCCAACGAGCUCCCCGACUCAUUCCCUCGCUAUGUCGUGUUCUCGACCGUCCACACGCACCCCGAUGGCCGUAUUUCGUACCCGCUGAUGCUCAUCUACAUUUCCCCUGCCGGCACCAAGCCUGAUUUGCACAUGAUGUACUCUGGCACCAAGACCGAGUUGGUUCGUCUUUCUGGCAUUACCAAGGUCUUUGAGGUGCGCAGCACUGAAGAACUUGACGACGAAUGGCUCGAAGAGAAGAUGGCCUUCUUCAAGUAAACGCGUCGUCAAGAUGGACCGAGUCCGAUGGUGUGUUGUUUUAGUUUUUUUGCUCCACCUCCCCUUGUUCAUUUGUUGAUAUGGCUCGAAACGCAUGUGGCUGGUACACCCAUAAACACAAUGGUUGCAAGAUGUUGUUUUCGAUUGUUCUCAACACGUUAGGGACAGACAGCCAACAUGCAGCAGUUUCGUCUCAUUUCUUUUUUUAAAAAAAAAAAAUUCUAGUCGA